Molecule: messenger RNA, 1291 nt
Organism: Solea senegalensis (Senegalese sole)
Lineage: Eukaryota; Metazoa; Chordata; Actinopteri; Pleuronectiformes; Soleidae
Product: peptidyl-prolyl cis-trans isomerase FKBP1A-like
Exons: 4
Coding region: 85-414 (109 amino acids)
Molecular function (GO): peptidyl-prolyl cis-trans isomerase activity
Source: RefSeq, a predicted model, not a curated record
CCGAGCCCUUUUCUGUGUGACACCUUUCAUACCGUGAAGCUUCAUACAUUCACAUUCAGCUGCCGCUGCUGCACGGAAAGAACAAUGGGUGUCCAAGUCGAUACUGUCAGACCAGGAGACGGUGCGCAUUUCCCCCAGAAAGGACGGAAUGUCCUGGUGCACUACGUCGGCAGGCUGACGAAUGGCAAGGUUUUUGACUCCUCCAGGGAACGUGGACAGCCCUUCUCUUUCGUCCUUGGCCAGGGUCAAGUCAUUCGUGGCUGGGAUGAAGGUGUAGCAAGGAUGAGUGUUGGAGAGGUGGCACACUUGACCUGCUCGCCAGACUACGCGUAUGGCAGCAGGGGAUACCCGCCUGUCAUCCCCCCCAACGCUACUCUCAUCUUCGAAGUUGAGCUUCUGAAAUGUCCAGUCUAGUGCUCUCCUUUCUUUGUAUCCCACCCACAUCUUUGACACAAACAAUGGCUUCAUGUAAGGUUUUGUUCGUAGCAUCGGUAUAAAAAAUGAUUUUGAUAUCCUGGUGAAAUUAAAAACAAAAAACAAUUGACAAACGAAAGCAAUCAUGCUAUUUUAAGAGGUAUUAUUGGUGGCAAGAUUAAACGACCAUGGAAGAAUUGUACAUUAUGAAAAAAAAAAAAUCCUUUGCUUUCUUGGAGAGUUGCAUGGGUCUCUGAAAUCAGAAAUCUAAAACUCACUCUUUAACACAUUUUUUCUGAAUAUCUAAAUCCUAGUGUUAAAGUGGCCUGUUUUUAAGUGGACACAAUAUGUUGAGUAAACUUACAGGAUUUAUUGGGUCUUCACGCUUUGUAUUGUCAUGUUAAAUCUUUGAGUUAUUCUUCAGCUUUUAUAUAGCACAUGAAGGCUUCAUGGAAUGAGGAGAAAAACAAAUACAUUUUACAAAAAAAAUGGACAUUCCAUUGGCACUUGUGUUUUUGGAGGAUGCUGUUAUUCUAACAAACUUGAUUAAGAAGAACUUUUUGUUGGUCUGAGUUUAUCCAUUCGAGGCAGCGUUCUGAUUAUUGAUUUGGCAGCAAAAACUUUGACUCGUCGAGUCCUUUUCUACGUUUGGGGAAACUAAUGGACCAUGGUUGUUUUUCAUCCUUACUCAUGUUGUCAUUCAUUAUAUCCUUGAACUUCUCUGUUGGCUCCUGUCGUGUUACAGGCCUGAAGUGCUCUUCAUUCAACCCACAAUUCCUCUUUUUUUUUCCUGAAAUGUCUUAAUUCUACGUUGUGUCUUGAAAUGGUAUUAUCUGUGGGUGUUGCAUUCUUGCAUUAAAACAAACUGUUAACCAUA